Protobothrops mucrosquamatus (brown spotted pit viper) is the source of this 2334-nucleotide messenger RNA. RefSeq names its product family with sequence similarity 107 member A (gene FAM107A). Gene Ontology annotation, biological process: regulation of actin cytoskeleton organization; actin filament polymerization; actin filament bundle assembly. The coding region runs from base 222 to 650 and encodes 142 amino acids. Gene Ontology annotation, cellular component: neuron projection; stress fiber; synapse. The record is from RefSeq and is a predicted model, not a curated record. NCBI's taxonomy places the organism in Eukaryota, Metazoa, Chordata, Lepidosauria, Squamata, Viperidae. The transcript is spliced from 4 exons.
AAUCGCUCGCGCCUUCACGUGACUCGCCGCCACUGAAAAGAGCCGUGCGGGAGCGAGAGGGCUUGUCCGCCGGCUGCCCCCCAAAGUCAUGCCCGCUUAGAAACCCGCCGAAAUCGGGGAGAGGGCAGAGCGAGGGGGCUUGGCGCGGCCGGAGUACAGUUAGGCAGCCGCCCAGAUCCACCUGCCGGCGCGAUGAGCCAGAGGAGGGGCGACCAGCAUCUAUGUAUUCAGACAUGCAAUCAGAGCGGCCUGACAUUGGGAGUAUCAUGACUCAUCCUGAUUAUCUUGAUGGAAAUCCUGAUCUUAUCAAACCUAAAAAACUGCUCAAUCCUGUAAGAGCCUCGAAAAGCCACCAAGAACUUCACCGGGAACUACUUAUGAAUCACAGAAGAGGAUUGGGAGUUGAGAGUAAACCAGAACUGCAAAGAGUCCUGGAACAUCGUCGACGAAACCAGCUGUUGAGACAGAGGAAAGAAGAAGAAGAGGCAAAGAAAUUAAAAACUCCAUUUGAACAGGAGCUGUUGAAAAGGCAACAGAAGCUUGAUCAGUUGGAAAGGGAAGAUGAGAAGCAAGAAGAGAACGCACCAGAAUUUAUUAAAGUCAAAGAAAAUCUGAGGAGAACAUCUACUACGCUAACAGGGGCAGAGUAAAGCAUCAGCUAAGACCAAAAGAUUGUUUGCUUUGAAUACCUAUAUGCUGACAUUUUGGUAAACGGUGGAUAUUCAAAGUUUUGUCUUGGGGGCUACUCACUGUACAUUAAUGCUUGCUCCAGUUUAAAAAAAAUGAUUGGGGCAUUUUCACAUCUGGGAAAAGAAGAACAUCCAAACAAUGUGGCUUUUUGUUCACAGAGGUUCUCAGAUGAGAAAAAGGAUAAGGAAGGUAACAGAGACCUCGUCUUCCUUUCAAGUAUUGAGAUAAUGCGGUGCCCUUUCCCAUCACUAACCUUAGCUAAUCCUUUGAGAUUCAGCAGGACAGGCGCACGUGUGGAGUGGGAGAUGUUGUCUGAAGACAGAUGGCUAAACCUUUGGGAUUCAGAUGUUCAUAUAGCAGAGCAGUUCCAUUGCUGGUAUUGAAAUCUUCAGUUUAGCUAAAUUACUGCUUGAGGGAGCAAGUUGGGAAACUAAAAAAGAUGGUAAAAAAAGAGAAGUCACGAUCAAUAAGGAAAAUACUAGCUAAGAUUUAGAGCACAUCGACCAAUGCUGGCUGGCAUCUUAGAUGCUGUAUGUAUCCAAUCAAACAAUAUUCAGUAAAUAUGUGUGUGAUUCUUCGUUAUUGGGAUUUAGCAGACAUGAAAUGAUAUUUUAAGAUUCUUGUCACAAAUCUACAUCCACAAUAGUUACAUAGUCAAGUUUACUAUGACAAAUAGACACUGAGUUAUUUCCAAAGAGUGGGAUUGUCCACCAGUGUUUCAGCAUAUAAUUCUGGUGUCCAGAAUGAGAAACAGAAAUAAGAUAAGAUACUUUAUGGAAAGGAUCCUUAAGAGCUGCAGAAAAAGUAGGAGAAGGUGCAGUCCUCUGAAUGUGUAUUAAAAAAAAAGUAUGAGAGCAACACAGAAAGCAUACAAUCUCUGUGUAUGUCUCAAAAAGCAAAUGACAAAUCCACAAAAAAGGAUUUGCGAGAGAAACAGCAAAGAAUUUUAGGGAGAAAGUCAAAGAACGAUACCAGAUGUAGGGUCUUCUAAAUUUUGCACAAAUAUAACACAUUAAACUAAGAUUCUUUUAAAUAUAUAUAUAUAAUAAAAUUGAAUAUUAUUUAUAGAUUAUAGCUACAUGAAGUCUACUCCUCCCAGGUGCUCUUUCCUGAUUCUAAAAUUCUGAUUAUGCUUACUAUACAGAUAUUUACUAUAAUACAGACUGUUUUAGAUGGCUUUUAAAAUAUAUGACAACAGCAAGGCAAAAAGGUGAAUUGCCAACCCCUCCUCAGCUCUGUUUUCUGGAGGUGGAGCCAGGAGUAGCCGACAUGUCUAUCCAAGGGAGGACCAUUCAUUUUUGGGUUUUCAGAAGGAUAGCUGUGUUUUUUACACCAAAAACUAAAGACUUCUUAAAAUUAUUUGUUAUUCAUUUAUUAUUCAUUUAGUCUUGGACUGAAGAUAAGCAUAACCAAAAGCCACAAUAGUUUUUUUUUUCUUAGUUUCACAAUUUAUAUUACAGAUUAUGGUCAGCUUUUCUGGUAGGGUGGACCCUCUGAGAUGCAGAUGACCACCAGGAAAGGACCAGCCAAAAUAAUACAUAACAUGUAUUAUCUAUAUGUAUCAUCUAGAACUCAUAUAUGACUUGAUUGUAACCACAGAUUUGGGGGUGGGGGAAGCUUAUUAAUAAAGAGCAGUUGUAUAUU